Molecule: messenger RNA, 1318 nt
Organism: Sitodiplosis mosellana (orange wheat blossom midge)
Lineage: Eukaryota; Metazoa; Arthropoda; Insecta; Diptera; Cecidomyiidae
Gene: holn1
Product: CD2 antigen cytoplasmic tail-binding protein 2 homolog
Exons: 3
Coding region: 9-1100 (363 amino acids)
Cellular component (GO): U5 snRNP
Molecular function (GO): protein binding
Source: RefSeq, a predicted model, not a curated record
UGAUCGAAAUGUCGAAGCGACCGGUUGAGGAUAUUUAUGAAGAGUCGGCAUCGAAGAAGCCAAAAACCUACGAACAUGUCAAUAAACACACGCUCGAUUCGGAUGAAGAGGACAGUGAUGUUGAUGAAAGUCGGUAUAAUGUGUUAGACGAGGAGGAAAUACAAGGAGAAGAGGAUGGUGUGUCUGGAAUGGAUGGCGAUGUCAAGAUAACACCAUUCAACAUGAAAGAAGAAUUGGAAGAGGGCCACUUCGAUGGUGACGGUCAUUUCCAAUGGAAAAAGCAGAAAGAGAUAAAAGACCACUGGCUGGAUAAUUUGGAUUGGGUGAAAAUACAAAAGUUCAACGAUGAUCGCAAGCAGAAAUUGGCUGAGGAUGGUGCACCUGAAACCAGUGCUGGUGGCGGUGGUCUAGCCGACUCAUCAUCUGAAUCGGAAGAUGAAGGAAAUGAUGAAAGUUUAAAAAAAUUCGACGUAAUAGCUGCCUAUCGUCGCAUACUUGAGCUGAUGAAACCGAAAGAAACGGUGCAGCGUGCAUUACAGCGUUUGGGAAAAGCGACUGCAAAAAUUUCGUCGAUCGAACGUUUUCGACGGAAGAAAGCCGGAAUUGUGGAUGAAAAUGCAGCAUUAGUCACUGAACUCACCGAGUUGUGUAAUAAAAUUCUCACCAAAAUGGGCAACAUGAAUGUUUACGAAGAGACAUUCGAAGAGAUUAGUGCAAAGUUUGCGUCGAAAUUGAAGGGUGGCGGUGGAUUUAGUCUAUCAAAAACCGAUAAAUCAAUUGAUGUUGGUGAUGCACUCGAUAUGUACGCCGAUGACUUCGACUCAAAAGAACAGAAGCAAAUGACUUCUGGCGACAGCGGCGCCGAUGGAGAAUCAAGCAAACAAGACCAAACCACAGAUCUUGGCGUAGACGACAGCAAAAUCACGUGGGAAUUCAAAUGGAAACUUGACGAUACCGAAUGCCAGGGACCAUACACCACCGACCAAAUGUACAAAUGGUCACUGGAUGGCUACUUCAAAGAUGGCGUCUUUGUGAAAAAAUGCGGCAUCGAAUCACAAUUCAAUUCAUCCAAUCGUAUCGAUUUUGAACUUUAUUUGUAGUCGAAAUUCUGACAGAAAAAUCGCCUCGUUUCAAUUUUUUUAUUCCCAACAAUUUUUUUUUUUCUCAAACGUUUCCCACGUUAUCUGCAUUUUAUAAAUAGAAACCACUACAAGAAAAAAUAUGUAUUAUUAAUUGAAUAAUAAAACAGCCCGUUGAAAUUUGCUAUGUUUAUUUGUAAUAAUAAUAAAAGCAUAUAUUGCUCUAUAAAUUUACAUUA